CUUCUUCAUCCUCGACAUCAACGACAAUUCACCUUUUCGCUUGCCAAAUCUUCCAGUGUCUACGACUGACGCGCUCUCUAACUUCCUCAAGGCACUACCUUCUUCUUCUUCACAACGAAAACGAACUCGACUACGAUAACGUCACCUCAACCGACACAACCCUGAGGACUCGACCUCUACGCAGAACACACUCAACCACACACAUAUCCACCCGCCAACAUGGUCGGCCUCGGACCACGGCGCAAGCCCAGCCGCAAGGGCUCCAUGGCAGACAUGCCACAGGACUUGCUUUCGGAGAUCAAGCGCUUGGAAGAGUUGUUCAUCGUGGACACCCCAAAGCUCAAGAGCAUCACCGAGCACUUCAUCUCGGAGCUGGCCAAGGGCCUCACAAAGGAGGGCGGCAGCAUCCCAAUGAACCCGACCUGGGUCAUGGGCUACCCGACUGGACACGAGACUGGCACUUUCCUCGCACUCGACAUGGGCGGUACCAACUUGCGCGUCUGUGAGAUCAACCUGCCAGAGGAGAAGGGCGAGUUCGACAUCAUCCAGUCCAAGUACCGCAUGCCAGAGGAGCUCAAGACCGGCAACGCCGAUGAGCUUUGGGGAUACAUCGCCGACUGUCUGCAACAAUUCAUCGAGUACCACCACGAGGGUGAGAAGUUGGACAAGCUCCCACUCGGCUUCACCUUCUCCUACCCAGCGACACAGGACUUCAUCGAUCACGGUGUGCUGCAGCGCUGGACCAAGGGUUUCGACAUUGAUGGUGUCGAGGGCAAGGAUGUCGUUCCGCCAUUCGAGGCUGCGCUACAGGAACGUGGCGUCCCAAUCAAAUUGACUGCACUCAUCAACGACACCACCGGUACCCUCAUUGCUAGCAGCUACACGGAUCCGGAGAUGAAGAUUGGAUGCAUUUUCGGUACUGGCUGCAACGCUGCGUACAUGGAGCACGCUGGUGAGAUUCCAAAGCUCGAGGACUGGAAAAUGGACCCGAAGCAGGAGAUCGCCAUUAACUGCGAAUGGGGUGCCUUUGACAACGAGCACAAGGUUCUCCCGCGCACACCAUACGACAUCAUCAUCGACAAGGACUCGCCUCGUCCUGGUCAGCAAGCUUUCGAGAAGAUGAUCGCUGGUCUCUAUCUUGGUGAGCUAUUCCGUUUGGUGCUUGUCGAUCUCCACGAGAAGAACGUCGUUUUCCAGGGCCAGGACAUCGCCGCGCUUCGCAAGCCCUACUCGCUCGAUGCCUCAUACCUCUCCGACAUCGAGAACGAUCCUUUCGAGAACUUGCAGGAGACCGCCGACAACUUCAAAUCCGUUCUCAACAUCACCACCAGCAAGCCUGAGCUCGAGUUGAUAAGACGACUGGCUGAGCUCAUCGGCACGCGGUCGGCGAGGUUGAGCGCAUGUGGUGUGGCGGCGAUCUGCAAGAAGAAGGGAUACAAGACUGCUCACGUCGGUGCUGAUGGUUCGGUGUUUAACAAGUACCCUCACUUCAAGCAACGCGGAGCAGCUGCUCUGAAGGAGAUUCUCGACUGGGAGACUGGCCGUGACGGCAAGCCGCUCGGCAAGGGCAACGACCCGGUGGAGAUCAUGCCGGCUGAGGAUGGUUCUGGUGUUGGCGCAGCCCUCAUCGCCGCUCUUACGCUCAAGCGCGCCAAGGAGGGCAAGCUCGAGGGUAUCCGUGAUGCCGAGUCCAUGCUCAAGGGUAUGUGAAUGAGAUAAGCACAGGUCUCGGCGACAAGGGAAGGAUUGGAACGGCAGGGAAGGGAGGAGCGGUGACGAGGUCUACAUGAUCCUAAGCGCAUCGAUGUGCGACAGCACUGGUGUGAAUGAGCUCCUUCUCCGGCAUGACUUUGGCUGCAGUUGUAUAUUUUGAGCUGGCAUUGACAUUAUGCUGCAGUCCGAGCUGGGUCGUGUUCCUAGCUGUCCUACAAUGGAACAAAUCAUGAC
Zymoseptoria tritici IPO323 is the source of this 1947-nucleotide messenger RNA. RefSeq lists its product as uncharacterized. Gene Ontology annotation, molecular function: glucokinase activity; D-glucose binding; mannokinase activity. The coding region runs from base 220 to 1710 and encodes 496 amino acids. Gene Ontology annotation, biological process: intracellular glucose homeostasis; glycolytic process; glucose 6-phosphate metabolic process. Lineage: Eukaryota; Fungi; Ascomycota; Dothideomycetes; Mycosphaerellales; Mycosphaerellaceae. The transcript has 3 exons. Gene Ontology annotation, cellular component: cytosol; mitochondrion. The record is from RefSeq and is a predicted model, not a curated record.